AUGGAAAUUAUUGAGAAAGUGCGAAACGUAAACGAAGAAGACGACACCCAGGCUUCCAUAACACUCACCGAGGGGCAAGAGGAGCGCAUGGAGGAGAGAGUUAAUGGCAUAACCAGAGUUUUUGUACAAGAUGUAGAAAUAUUCAGAGCGAAAGCAGUUGGGCGAGUGCUGUUUGAACAAGUAUGCAAGCAAUUGCAUCUGCUAGAAGCUGAUUAUUUCGGUCUAGAAUACCAAGAUCUUACUGGUACAAAGUACUGGUUGGAUCUGCAAAAACCGAUAUCGCGCCAACUCGGACUUUCACUAGUCGAUCCACUCUUACACUUCUGUGUUAAAUUUUACACGCCCGAUCCUGCGCAACUCGAAGAAGAGUACACCCGUUACCUCUUCUGUUUGCAAGUGAAGAGGGACUUAUGCCAUGGCCUUCUUCAAUGUAACGACAACACGGCCGCGCUCAUGGCAAGUUACAUCGUACAGGCAGAAUGCGGCGAUUACGUUUCCGAGGACUAUCCCGAUCACACCUACUUAUCUAGUUACAAAUUUGUGCCGCACCAAGAUCCAGAAAUGGAAAGGAGAAUAAUGGAAAACCACAAAAAGCACGCUGGCCAAUCACCUGCCGAAGCGGAUUUAAAUCUUUUAGAAACUGCGAGAAGAUGCGAGCUGUACGGUAUGAAAAUGCACCCGGCUAAGGAUCACGAAAAUGCGCCCUUAAAUUUAGCAGUGGCCCAUAUGGGAAUUGUGGUUUUUCAGAAUUACACAAAAAUAAAUACAUUCUCAUGGGCGAAAAUUAGGAAAAUAUCUUUUAAACGUAAAAGAUUUCUUCUAAAAUUACACCCGGAGGGAUAUGGUUACAAAGAUAUAGUCGAAUUCUUUUUCGAAGGAAGGAACGAAUGUAAAAAUUUCUGGAAGAAAUGUGUAGAAAAUCAUGGGUUUUUUCGGUGUUCGUCGGUUAAAGCGCCAUCGCGUCAUAAAACACGUGUACUUUCAAGAGGAAGUUCAUUUAGGUAUAGCGGCAGGACUCAAAAACAAAUAGUGGAAUUCGUUAGAGAUAAUUACGUAAAGAGGCAAGCAUUCCAAAGGUCAGCAUCAUUCCGUCAUUCUAGUACACAUUCAAGUGCAACGAACAUGCACACCAGCACAGUUGGAAAUAGCAUUUCUGCGCAUCCGCUGUUGCCACUUGCCAACAGUACUUUAAGUGUGGGAGUGUCCAAACUAUCAGCUUCACUGGGAUCGAUGGACAUAACUGCAGAAACACCGGCUUCUCCGACGACGAAAUCAGCCUCUCUCCCCCACGCCACAGUUAUAUCUUGGAGCUCGGUCCCCGACAAGCGGCCUAUCAUACCGUAUGCUCAGACGACGACAUCGCCUUCACCUCCUCUGACGACGCAAUCGGUUUCCUCGGCAACUUCUGCGACUAUGAGCCCGCAGCAUGCGCAGCACGAGGAUCAGAACCUGCCGGGCUACAACAACAGCAAUUUGCCGGUCGCCGUUCUCGCAGCAGUUCACAGGGACGACACAGAGAAGGGAAAGGUCGAGUCCAACAACAAGGAUGAGACUCUGAUAUCGGAAAAUAAUAAUUCCGUUUACACGACGUCGACGCCCAAUUCGAAGAUAAACGGUCAUGCGACAAACUUCAUCUAUGACCGUUGGAAGGAGAAUAACGAGAAUGACACGAAAUGUCACGACUUCAGCGAGGUUACGAAUCUAUCGAAGGAGCAAUACUUAAAUUCGAUCAACGCGAAUACGCCGAUCAACAAAGCGAACAUUACAAUUAUUGCUGAUAUUGAGGGGGAAGUAAGGAAGAAGUCAAGGUUUGCAUCCGAUAAGUCUUAUUAUAUUGCCAAGGAGAUUUUGUUGACCGAGGUGACUUACAAGAAAGAUCUGGAUGUUAUUAAUGUGUGGUUUCGUGAUGAAGUAGCAAAAGAGGAGGCGGAAGAAUGUUCAAUGUUAUUGACCCUAAUUGCGCCAUUAGCCCAAGCUCACGGUUUACUAGUUAGAGACUUAGAACAGAGACUUCAAAAUUGGGACGGACAGGGUGGUCCAAAGUCAGGAUCGGGACGUAUCGCCGAUGUAUUGCUAACCCAUCUACCUCCCCUACUACCGAUUUACGAAGAAUACCUAGACGGUCACAUUUCCGUUUUGGAACGGCUCGAUCAGGCGUUUAAACAGAAUAAUCACUUCGAGCAACUCUAUCGUGAUUUCGAAACUCAAAAAGUUUGUUACCUUCCGUUCACCGUCUUUAUUCUUAAACCUCUACACAGACUCCUACAAUAUCAGAAUUUACUUCAAAGACUUUUAAAACAUUACGGAUCUACUCAUCCCGAUCGAGCAGACUGUCUGACGGCGAAUGACAUGUUAAAAGAACUAAUGCAUCCUGUUGUAGUAACGCUGGCGCAUUCCGAAAAUUUGGCAACGUUAUGCGAAUUACAAAGAGAUAUUAGUGGCUUUGAUAAUAUUGUACAACCCGACCGUAAAUUCAUCAGGCACGGUUGUUUACUCAAACAUUCCAGGAAAGGGUACCAGCAAAGAAUGUUCUUCCUGUUUUCGGAUAUCUUAUUGUACACUUCACGAUCUCCUGUUUCUCUUGAAUUUAAGGUACACGGCCAUAUGCCGUUGCGUGGGGUUUUGUUGGAAGAACCCGAGGGUGAUUUAGCUAGUUAUGGAUUUAUAAUCUAUGGAGGUAAUAGAGCGUUAAUGGUCGCUGCAAAUUCUCAAGAAGAAAAGGACUGCUGGAAGGAAGACAUGCAGAACGCCAUUCAGCAGGCUAGGGAUAAAACAGAUACGAAAAUUACGUAUUUAAGUUUAAAGAGUUGUAGUUCGUCAGAUGAAAUUGUGGAUCAAUGUGGUAAAGAUAUUGGAACUCAAACGACAAAACCAUCAACUCAACGUAGCAAUACGACCGUUCACGUUUGUUGGCAUAGGAAUACUAGUCUUAGCAUGGAGGAUCAGCUCAUAGCUAUGCAGAAUCAAUUAUCUGGAUACCUAUUGAGAAAGUUUAAGAGUAGUAACGGAUGGCAAAAAUUGUGGGUGGUGUUUACAUCAUUUUGCUUAUUUUUCUAUAAGGGUUGCAUGGAUGAAUUUCCUUUAGCGUCUUUGCCACUGUUGGGGUAUUCAAUUGGAACACCGACAACAGAUGAUAAUAUUGGCAAAGAGUUUGUAUUCAAAUUGCAGUACAAAAAUCAUGUGUACUUCUUCCGAGCAGAAUCUGAAUAUACAUACAAUAGAUGGAUGGAAGUAAUAGGCACUGCUACGCAAUGUAAACACAAAACCCGGCACAAUGUACUAAAUGAAAAUUCAAUCGAAAAAUCACCAGACAAUUAAGACCGAAGGUCUUAAGAACGUAGUCUACCAGUGUACUUAGGCAGCGAAGCUUAGUUAUAUGGUAACUAACCUGUAAUAAAACUACUUAUUCUCUUUCCGUCGAUUAUAACAAAAAAUUGAAACAGUUUAACAAAAAAUAAGCACUUUUGGUUUGUGAAUAUUAGUGUACCAGUUGGACCAAUUAUUAAUGUGAUAAAGUGGUACUUUGUACCUAUUCAUAUCGUUUUAUGAACUUGCAAUAAGAAUGGAGUGUACAUUGUUAACUAUUAAACAAAAAUGGCUGUGCCAUUAUGGUAUUUGUUCAAUAAUCAGUAUUUAAAAGGCGCAUUCUAUACUUUUGUUAUUUAAGUACUUAUAUACUCUAUUUAACUCCGUAAAUAGACUGAAUUGACUUCA
Molecule: messenger RNA, 3714 nt
Organism: Photinus pyralis (common eastern firefly)
Lineage: Eukaryota; Metazoa; Arthropoda; Insecta; Coleoptera; Lampyridae
Product: FERM, ARHGEF and pleckstrin domain-containing protein 2-like
Exons: 19
Coding region: 1-3318 (1105 amino acids)
Cellular component (GO): cytoskeleton
Molecular function (GO): guanyl-nucleotide exchange factor activity
Source: RefSeq, a predicted model, not a curated record